Penicillium brasilianum is the source of this 1305-nucleotide messenger RNA. NCBI's taxonomy places the organism in Eukaryota, Fungi, Ascomycota, Eurotiomycetes, Eurotiales, Aspergillaceae. The record is from the annotation of a GenBank genome assembly.
CACAGCUUAGUUCAUUCUCAAGCCAUACAUUCACUUAACCUCAAAACUAAUCGUCUACUAUAGAUCACUUUCGGGUGGACAUUUUCUUCCAAACAUUUCAUUCUACGUCCUCGGCCCUUCGAGUGCCUCGACAGUGCCAAUGUCCAUCCCACAUCUGCAACAAGCCGCCGUGGUUGAGAACCCUGGAGAGAGCUUUACAGUUGUCUUGCGUGACGAUGUACCGGUCGGAAACCCAGGUAAAAAUGAGGUUCUUAUCAAGUUGAACUGCACAGGCAUUUGCCACUCGGAAGUCCGCGCUGUACUUGGCUGGGGUAUCUAUAACUCCAUCAUUGGCCAUGAAGGCGUAGGAACUGUUGUUAAGGCAGGUCCCAAUGUCUCGUCAUCUUUAAUGGAACAGCGCGUGGGAUUCAAGUGGCUGUACAACGCUUGUACCGAAUGUUCCGUCUGUCGACGAGGCUUCUUCCAGAAUUGUCCCAAGCAACUAAACACCAGCCGACACGUUCCUGGUACCUUGCAGCAAUAUGCCAUCGCCGAUGCUCGGUUUCUCACCAAGAUUCCGAAUGGAGUCCCUGACGAGAUUGCUGCUCCACUGUUAUGUGCCGGCCUCACCAUGGCCGGUGCCUUGGCCCACCUGGACAACGAGUUACAGCCCGGUGACUGGGUGGUUAUCUCAGGUUCUGGUGGAGGUCUUGGCCAUAUUGGCGUUCAACUCGCUGCACGUGUCAAAAAGCUCCGCGUCAUUGCAGUGGACAGUGGUGAUGAAAAGAGAGACCUCAGUUUCAGCUCUGGUGCAGAGGUCUUCAUCGAUUUCAAGACCGAAGAUGUCGCAAAGCGAGUUCUCGAGCUCACGGAAGAGGGUGCCCAUGCGACGGUAGUUGUUCCCGGCACGAAGGAGGCCUUCCAAGUGGCGCCAAAUUUGGUCAGAAAUAUGGGCCAUAUUAUUUGUGUCGGUCUUCCACGGAAUGAUAUCGAGCUCCCCGUUUCGGCCACUCUCUGCGCUGCACGAGGGCUUACCAUCAAGGGUUCUUCGGUAGGAUCCGAGGAGCAAAUGACUGAGCUGCUACAGCUCGCCCUCGAUGGCGUUAUCACACCUGCGAUCGAGGUGUUUGACUUUUCUGAAGCACCAAAUCUCAUUCGACGGAUUACAAAAGACGAAAUCCUAGGGAGAGCCGUCGUGAAAAUUCCGUAGGCAGUUUUAUGCAAUCGAACUAAAAAGAGGGAAAUAUGAAUUAUUUUUGUCCUUUCCGAUGCAAAACAUAGCCUACACUCGACUUAGUGGAGCCCUGUCCGCAUGGAAUAGAAAGC